AUGGCGAUACUUCAAAAUGGAUCAGAGGAAUCGAUCUAUGUCUAUGCAAUUCACUCGCGUGAAGGAGAUCAAGGUCGUGAUGAGGACAUCAUAGAAACAGAUUUCGGUCUUCUCCAAAAUAUGCCACCGAAAUCACCAUUAUUACUUACUCAUGUGACAGCGGAGAUGGAACAAUGUAUCAAAGCCAUUACUGGCCGAGAUAAAAAUAAACUUGGCGCCGUAAUAUCUUAUUUAGAACUAGAGAGGGUUAAUAACCUUUCAAUAAAGCUAUCACAGGAAAGUGGUAAAAAUCUCGGUACAUGGUUAAUAGUAGCAGUAAAAGUUAUCAUGCAAGAAGCCGAAAAAAUGUCGAAUGAGGAAUUGAUGGCAGAGAUUGAACGUAAGCAUCGAGAAGAAAUAGAAAUCCAAUACGAAGAUGGGUUAGAUACAGAAUGUGGAAAGCCAGGCUAUUUAGUUAAAAUACAGUUUGACAAUUAUAGAGUUAAAAAUCUGGGUAAAUCAUUCUGUUGGCGUAAUAUUCCUAUGUUAGCUGUUAUUACCGGUAAAAACGGUAGCGGUAAAACAGCAAUUCUAGAAGCUAUACUACAAGGGUCAAAAAGUAAAAAUUUCGACAUCACCGAUUUAGAUACAUCACUGCUAGCAAGUACGCAAUCAAUGCUUACAGAAUUUAAUCAUUUAAAUGGAAUCAUUUCCAUGAUAUCAAGACGAAGAAUUAGAUCCAAUAAAUCAUCAGUUCGUCCAACCUUGUCAUACCGAAGAAACGUUUCGCAAAUCUGUUACCUCAGUUCUAACUCUGAGGAGAAAAGCUUCGCUCCCAAUUCCAUUCAUGAUCAAAAAGGCGACAACAAGAAUCCCACUAUAAAGGCAGUUACGCGAGUAUCCGAUGAUUUUGAACAAAAUUUUAAUAAAACAUUAGAGGACAUAACAAAGCGCCGUAUUCUAGGUGAAAGAUAUCAGAUGGAAUGUUCUAACCAUGAAGAACUUUAUCGAAAAAUCAUAGACAAGGUCUGCGAUGCUACGAUGAAAUUAGGAUUGACGAAUACAGCAGAAAUUGAAAGUAAACUUCAAGAAAAGCUAGCACAGUAUUUAAGGGAGGAAAUUGGACAACUAAUCAAGACCUACGGUUCAUGGAAAGACUACAUACGCUAUUUUUUGCAAAUGGAUAACACGCUUUACGAUGUCAAUAGACAUUUACAUAAAAAUAGAUUUAAGUAUGAUAUAAAUAUAAUUGAGAAUGAGGAAUUAAUAUGCCAAAAAAGAGUACCUUUCAGCAUACCUGUUUUUCAAGUUCAACUAUCUCCCGCCGAACGGUUAGAACUGUUAUCGUUGUUGUGGCUAUUCGGAAGUAAGAAUUUGGCAAAAACCAAUGUUAGCGGAAUCAUUUUACUCGAUGAACCGGAUGCCCAUCUUCACCCAAGUUUAGUUAAAGACAUCAUUGAAACGAUUAAAUCUAAAUUGAUAUCCAAGCUUGGUAUUCAGGUUAUUAUGACUACUCAUUCCCCUACAACAGUCAGUCUUGCACCCGAAGGCAGUGUCUAUAUCCUGUCAGAAGAUAAUAUAACCAAAGAGGCCAAAAUUGAAAAGGCUGCUAAAUUUGUCCAUGUCAAUUUACCUUUUCGAAUCGUCUUCGUUGAAGCUACUGAUGAUAGAAUAUUUUACCAAAUGAUUCAAGACAAAUUAACUAGUGAACGCUUAAUCGCGAAUGAUUAUCCGUUGCUGUUCAUGUCUGCUAGCAGGCAGAAAAAAAGGCAAGACCCUUCAGAUAAAAGUGGCAGUAAGAUGAUUGAGAAUUCAUGUCGAGCUUUAGUGGAAAAUAUUGUGAAAUGUUGUGUCAAUGAGGAAGAUGAAGAUCAGAGUUUAAGGGAAUUUGUAUUUGGGCUAGUUGAUAACGACAAUCAAGAAGAUCCCCAAUUAUAUAAUAUUCAAUGCUUAAGGAGAUAUAGUAUAGAAAACUAUCUUUAUGAUCCAAUUUAUAUAUAUUAUUAUUUGAGAGACCGCAAGAAAGGAGAAGAAAUCCAAAAGGAAAUAAAUCAUAAUCUUUCUGCAACAAAACAUCCUGAUUGUUUAUCUGGAUUUUUCGGCAAAGGAGACACUGCUGAUUUGGCCAAAGUAUUGCAAGAAAUUAUCAACGUUAUAACCAAAAAGCUAGUUGAUGCGAUAGAAGAAUUCAUCAAAAUCCAAAAGAAAUUUAAAGAGUGUCUUGAAAACUUGGUAUUACUGCAUGAAGAUCUUGAAAAUGAGACAGGAGUAUCAAAUAAAGAAUUGAUAAUGAAAGAUUUCGAGGAAACCUGUAAAGUUGUUUGUAAUAAAGGGAAGCUAGUAGAAUAUGCGAAGAAAAUCCGUGAGAGUACAAAAUGCAAUGAUGUCCUAAAAGAGCUAAUCGUUUAUGCCCGAAAAAUUGUCAAGUCUAUCGAUAAAUUAAGGAGUAACAGAAAUGAUCUUUUCAAGAAGAGAGAGGAUUCACACGACGUUUAUGAGCUGAUAAAAUCAACAGAAAAUGUGUCUUUCGGGAAUGGUAUUACUAGUACCUUGUCUUAUCCUAAAGUAAUAUUAAAAAUGAGAGGACAUGAUUUAGUGACUUUUUAUACUGCAAUUUAUCCAUCUCUACCUAAACUCAAUUCAGAGAUGAUUGCCUUCCUAAGAAGGUGUAGCCGAAUUUUGAUACCAGAAGAUUUGAUACCAAUUUUUAAGUCUCUUCAAAUACCGGAUAUUGAAUUGCAACGUCAAUGUACCACAAGAGCGAGUAGAGAGGAUGCAGAGAGAAGUGAUACUCAAUUAAUGAAGAAAGUGGACCGACAGAAAACUCAGUUGAGAGAGUUACAAAAGAAACUUGAUAAGAUUAAAAAGCAAAACCAGGCUUUAAAUGACUGUCUAAAUCAAGUUGAGGAAAAAUUAAAUUCCGGGGAAUCCCAAGAGGUGCAUACAGAUGUACUUCAUUACAUCGUUAAUAAAAGAAAGAAAUUGAUAGAUGAAGGACAGGAAAGUAAUGGUUCAGGUGACGAAACUAACGGUCAUGAUAGAAUUGUGAAUGAUUUCUCGACUUAA
Messenger RNA from Trichoplax adhaerens, 3045 nucleotides. RefSeq lists its product as uncharacterized. The transcript is spliced from 4 exons. The coding region runs from base 1 to 3045 and encodes 1014 amino acids. Lineage: Eukaryota; Metazoa; Placozoa; Uniplacotomia; Trichoplacea; Trichoplacidae. Gene Ontology annotation, molecular function: ATP hydrolysis activity; ATP binding. The record is from RefSeq and is a predicted model, not a curated record.